AUGAAGCGGAAACAGGGAGACAUAUCCUCGGACGAAGAUCCACUGCAGUCUGAAGUGUCUACACCCCAGAAACGAAGACAGACGUCUCGACAGAACGGCGCAUUGAACGGAACUCCUACGAAGCACAAUGCUCCAGACACGCCGUCUAGUCGACUGCGAACGCGAUUUUCCAAGCAAACGCCAACAAAGAGCGUAGACUUUGCAGCGGAUCUGGUUUCGCCAUUAAAAACUCCAACCGCGAGAGCACUGUUUAAAACACCCACGAAGGCUAGGAAAGCUGAGCGAGGUACGCCGAAUGGAACACCGUCACGAAUCCAGAAUGCCGACCGGUCAGCAAAGAGGAAAAGCGCCAGGAUACUUGUUGACCCCAAUGAUGAUGAUAUAUGGGAUGGUGGUGAUGCUCUAGCGCGAGAAAUCUGGGACGUACCAUCCGAUAGCAACGCGACACCGAAGGCCAAGAGUGCUGCUAGAGGCCGCGAAACAAUUGUACCAGAAGAGCCAGAGCCUAAACCGGAAACCGUACCUAAUGAGCCUCCUGUAACUCCCCGAAAGCGAGGACGGCCACCAAAGGUGAGGGGACCUGAUGAUCCGCCGCCAAAAACACCAAGGACACCGAAGACACCAAGAAAGAACGAGCGCGUUGCAACCCCGGAAGGAGAGCUACCACCACAGGAGAAAUACUUUUUCCAAAGUCGAACGGGCCCGGUACAGUCAUCUAAUAACACGAUGACCAAGUCGUCCCUAUUUACGCAUGAAGAAUUCUUCGAACAGCUCGGGAAAUACAGGGAUCCAUUGCAGGAUGAGAAAGAAUAUUUAUUGGAACUUCACGAGCGGUCAUUCUCACAAUGGAAUUUUGAAAUGAGCGAGGGGUUUAACGUGUGCAUAUAUGGAUAUGGGUCUAAGAGGAAACUUGUCCAAAGAUAUGCGGAUUGGUUAUAUGAACAUUACGAUGAACCGCCAUCGAUCGUGAUUGUUAAUGGGUAUACGCCUAACAUAACGGUUCGAUCUAUAUUGGCAACGAUCGCUACAGCUAUACUGGGUCCAGAAGAUACCUCGAAACUCGGGGUGCAACCAAACGAUGUGCUAGAAUCCAUUCGUUCGGCUCUCAAAAGGAACCCGCCUGCGCAACCUAUAACGGUUCUCAUCAAUUCGAUUGAUGCGCCGCCAUUGCGCCGCGCGCAGCAACAAUCACACCUAGCCAAACUCGCGGAUAUACCCCAUAUAAACGUUCUAGCAACUGCGGACAUGCCCAAUUUCCUAGUAUUAUGGGAUAUCACGCUCCACAAUCAGUUCAACUUUGUCUUUCAUGACUGCACCACGUUUGCUGCUUAUAAGGUCGAACUUAACGUUGUGGACGAGGUGCACAGUCUGCUCGGGCGUAAGGUCCGACGUGUGGGUGGUAAACAGGGUGUUGGGUUCGUCCUGAAAAGUUUGCCAGAAAAUACACGGAAGUUGUAUCGCCUGUUGAUUACAGAAAUUCUCAUGAUACUAGGAGAUCAACAGCUAGAUAUUGAGGAAGAGGAAGACAUUCAGAACGAGGCUGAUGGCCUAGAAGAAAAUGACAGCCGUAGUAAAAAAGAGGCAGCAAUUGAAUGGCGAACGCUAUUCCACAAGGCUUCAGAGGAGUUUAUCUCUUCAUCUGAGAUGAUGUUCAGGACGCAACUCAAGGAGUUCUAUGAUCAUCAGAUGAUCGCGUCAAGGCUAGAUCCGAGUGGUGUGGAGCUACUUGGUGUUCCACUCUCGCGAGAGGAGAUGGAGAGCAUAUUAGAAGAUCUUGUCAUUGACGGAUGA
Arthroderma uncinatum is the source of this 1791-nucleotide messenger RNA. RefSeq lists its product as uncharacterized. Gene Ontology annotation, biological process: DNA replication. Gene Ontology annotation, cellular component: nuclear origin of replication recognition complex; nucleus. The record is from RefSeq and is a predicted model, not a curated record. The transcript has a single exon. Gene Ontology annotation, molecular function: DNA replication origin binding. Bases 1 to 1791 code for a protein of 596 amino acids. NCBI's taxonomy places the organism in Eukaryota, Fungi, Ascomycota, Eurotiomycetes, Onygenales, Arthrodermataceae.